GUUUAACAUAAAAACACAGUUUUUCAAAACAACUACCUUUUAAAAAAUGCAUUUAUAGAUAUAAGUUUAUUAUUUAUAGAAAGAUGUUUUAGUUAAAAAGGUAAAUGAAAAGUUCUAGAGUAAGUCCUAUAUUUUCCGUAACACUAAAUCAAGUUGAUCAACCAAUUCAGGUUGAUCAACCAACUCAGGUUGAUGGUAAAAAAGAUGAUAAAUAUCAAUCUGGAAAUGAGAACAUAAUUUACGAAAAUGAAGUUGCAAAUUUUAACUCGCUACAAAAAUAUUUUUCGUUAAAACACACCCAACCACCUAUGCCACUAAUUUCCGUUGCUUUUAAUGAACCAUGCAAAAAUAAUGUAGACAAAGGUAUAAUACCAGAUAUAAACGAUGAGACGUUAAUAAAAUACUUCUCUGAUCACAACAAAAAGGAUAAAGACCACAAAAUAUUGGUCGACCAUCAUUAUUUAAACGAACUACUCUUAUCUAACAUAAGCAUCAAUAAUACAGACCGAUAUGGACAGAGUGUGAUGCAUGAGGUGGCUAGAGCUUGGGAUACUGAAGUUGCAAAACUUCUAUUAAAACAUGGAGCCGCAAUCAAUCAACCUGACAUUCUGGGAAGAACACCUCUUCACGUAGCAUGUUCAGUAAACUAUUCAGAAAUGGUAUAUUUUCUUAUCAAAAAUGGAGCAGACAUUGAUAGCAAAACCCAUGGCGAUGAGCAGAAGCCUAUUCAUUUUGCAGCAAAAAAUGAUGCAGUGGACUCAUUAAAUGUAUUACUAAACUUUGGAGCGAAAAUUGAAGAUCGUGAUUAUAAACAACGAACAGCUUUACAGCUAGCUGCAGAGCUUGAUAGGUCAUUUGCAGCAAAAUAUUUAAUUGAAAAUGGAGCAGAUGCUAGUGUUAAAGAUAGUAGUAACAUGGCUGUGAUGGUAUUUCUUAUUAAAAAAAUGCCAAAUAAUGCUUUACUUGCGCUCGACCAGUUCCACAGCAUAGAUCGCAAAUCACGCACAGAGCACUUUAACUUAAAUUGUCUUACUUUACCAAUAAACGAGACAUCGUGUUUUGCAAAGUCACCUUUAGAGAUCACAGUGGAAAUGAAACAAUACGAAAUUUUAUUACACCCGGCAAUGAAUGAACUAAUAAAAGUUAAAUGGGCAAAGUUUGGAAAAUGUAGUGCUCUAAAAAGUAUUGCUGCUAAUUUUGCACUUGUAAUAUUUUGGACAUUACUAAUGUGUACAAUGCCACAUGAAAAAAGUUCAAUGUAUACAGGUAAACGAGAAUAUUGGGGACCUAUUGUCGAGAUUAUAGCAGUAGACACAUUAGCAAUAAAUAUUUUAUUGGAAGUAAAAGAUUUCUAUAAAUCUCUAACCAGGUUUAAAAAGUAUAAAAAAUGGCGAGAAAAAGAAAUUCGUAAAGAUUUAAAAUAUUGUCAUAAAAAAUGGCCAGAAGAACGUACUUACUUAAAACAAGAGAUACGCGAGCUCAAAAACUCCAAGCUAUCAUAUAUAAAAGAUUAUUGGAACAUUUUUGACUGGGUUACUUAUUUUUUGAUGGCAUUCAGUAUAUCUUUACAUUUAAUUGAAAUGGCGAGACAAAACAAGUAUUCAUUGACAACAAAAAAAUAUUCAGCCUCAGCUCUAAUGGUGUGCAUGUGGCUUCGCCUUCUUAAGUUUGCACGUCCAUUCAAACUACUUGGUGUUUUUGUGGUAAUGUUAGGAUAUAUUGUAAACGACGCACUAACGAUACUAUAUCUAGCGAUGCAUAUUUUCAUUCCUUACACAGCUCUAUUUUAUAUAAAUUUUGGAAUGUACAAUAUUGCAGAUUACUCAGUUGGGAAGCUACAACUAUUUUAUAAUAUUUUUCAAAUGGCGCUAAUGGGUAGCUAUAGUUACGAUGGAAUUGCUAAUCAAGAUACAGUAUUAGCAGAAAUAUUAACCGCUACUUUUAUUUUUUUUGCUGUAGUUAUAAUAUUGAACAUACUUAUAGCUAUGAUGUCCAAUACUUUUCAACGCGUGUAUGAUAAUGCUAAAGCAAAUGCUUUAAUGCUACGAGCUGCAUUUAUAAUAAACGAAGAAAUUAAUAUGUCCCGCAGUCAGCUUAUUCAACAUUAUGAGUGGAUUAAUGCAAAAUGUUCGCCUCAAACUGUUUAUUACAACGAAUCGAAAGUUUAUUCUCGCGAAAAUAAACUUUUGUCUCAAGAAAAUGAUUUUAUAAAAGCGACAAACGAAAUAAACAAGAAAAUUGAUAAAGUGAUAAACACAAUGGAAAAACUUCAAUUUCAGAUUAAAAACUCAAUGCUGGAAAGUCAAUCUUAUGUGAAAUCUGAAGCAGUUGAGCCACAAUUGAAAAGCCUAAAGUGGAUAAAUAAUAAGACAGACAAUGAAUUCCAAAUAUGAAACAAAAAUAAUAACUUUUACCUAGUCAAUACAUUUUUUUCUUUUUA
This is a messenger RNA of Hydra vulgaris (swiftwater hydra), 2440 nucleotides long. RefSeq names its product transient receptor potential cation channel subfamily A member 1. The record is from RefSeq and is a predicted model, not a curated record. Gene Ontology annotation, cellular component: plasma membrane. Gene Ontology annotation, molecular function: calcium channel activity; protein binding. Gene Ontology annotation, biological process: calcium ion import across plasma membrane. NCBI's taxonomy places the organism in Eukaryota, Metazoa, Cnidaria, Hydrozoa, Anthoathecata, Hydridae.